CACAUGGAGAGAGACAGAGGAAGGGAGCGAGUGGAACAGAAAGAGAGAGAGAGAUUGACUAAAUCCUGCUCAGUGAAAGAAGGGGAGCACAUUCACACCCUUUAGAGGACUCACAGGAAAGGAGAGAAAUACACAGUCAGAUACCAUUUUCAGUCACAGCAAAGCUGCUGGGUUUUCAGUGAGGAGAUUCAGUGAAACACAAAAACAUGUCCAGCUCAAUCCUACGACGACACUCCAGCAAGAAGGGAUUGGAGAAACUCCAGAGGAUCACUGUUCAGCGCAGUCUGGAGGAUGCAGAAGAAAUUGAGAGAGAACGACGACAGCGUUCAAGAGCCAGUUCCUCUACUGAGCCUCCUAUGACCCCACAGGACAGCCCUCGCACUGCACAGCCUCUGCACAACCAGGGUCAGAAUGAUCUGGUUCCAAGCUGUCCAUCCUCUUUGGAAGAGGACGAAGGCUUCAGUGAUUGGACACAUCUGAGCAAGCGCAAACAGGGACAAAUGGAACAUAAAGAUGUAGAAUCACAUCUCAACGGCUCCCGUCACUCAAAACUCCAGCUCUGUUCCAGCUCUGCUCAACAAAGUAAACUGCAUGAUAUAAAUGUGUAUGACAGCACCCCAUUCAUACAGACCCGACCCCCCCUUUCAAACCAGCAAAACCUGGAUGAGGAUGGUGAUGAUGAAGACUGGGGUGCCAGAGAGCAGGAAAGAAUGAAUAACAUUAAGGCAGCAGAGAAGGAGGAGGGAGAGACUGGACGGAGGUGUGCAGAGGAGGAGGAUCCAAGAAGGGUGAAAGGUCAUGAGUCAUCUUUCCGGAAAAAACAAAAUCAGAGCUGUGACAUGGAUGAGAAGAGAGAAAAGAAGGCAGAGAUGAAGAUUUCCUACACCUCCACAGUCCUCCUCCAACAGAAUGGGAGACAAUACAGCACUAAUGGACAAGAGGGGAGGAGAACAAAUGACAGAGAACUGAAGAUGCAGAGCAACAUGGACUCUUCAGUCGAUUCAGCAGCUCUCAGCAGUCCAGAAAGUGUGUCUGAGGAGGUGUUUGUGAAGAGCAGUGAGGAGGACCAGCAGCACAGAGAGACAGGAGAUCAGACUCAUGAGGAGGUGCAGAGGAGGAUGAGAGAGGAGGAGCGAGAGAGGAAGAGGAGGGAUGUGAUGGAAAAGUUGAAGAGGCUGAGUAUAUCCAGUGGAGAUCCAGAGGAGCCCUUCAGUCCUCUCAGCCCCAGGAGCCCCUCCUACAUGGCUGAGGGUGAGGAGUGGCAAUCAGAAGAUACAAGCUCGAUUACUGAGAGGACUGAGUCUCUAAACCGCUCCAUUAAAAAAAAGAACAGCAUAAAGAAGACCCAGCCUCCCACGAUCAUCUCGAAGUUAGAUGGCAGACUGGAGCAGUACAACCAUGCCAUUGAGGAGUCCUGUAAAGAGGGCAGUGUAGUAAAAGUAAUGGACGUCCCAACACCACCAGAACCCGUUUUGGCUCGGAAGACCCUGUUUGAGGAGGGAGAAGCCUGGAAUCAGAAUUCAGCAAAGGCGGUGUCCUCCAAGGAUACAGAGGGAAUGAAGGUGGGUGUGGUAGAUCUAAUUAACCAAUGGGUGAAAGGAAACAGUGAUGUCAGCAUCAAGAGCCCCUCCUCCAAAGCAGCUUGUCAGGAUGUUAAGGCUGGUGAGGUGCGUAACAUAAAAUCCAUGUGGGAGAAUCUGGGAGACACUUCAUCACAGGAUAAAACAUAUGCAAAGGAACUGGCUGGAAAAAGGUACAAAUUUGUUGAGAGUGGGCACGGGAAAUAUGAGAAGGUCUUCAUAAAUAACGACACAAACUGAAGAACAACUGGCUGCUAAUCACAAAGAUGUCUGAAGAUGGGAUGCUGAUGUGAUCAUUGUCCUUCAGUUAUUGCACUGUACAAAAUUUAAACCCACUAAUAUUGAAAACUUGUUUUAAUUGCUGCCGUACAUUUUAAGUAAAAUCAAAGUGAUGCCAAAGCCACAGACACUUUAAAUGAUUUAACUGAUGAAAACAAAUCAAUUUGAAACUUUAAAAACUCGUAUAAUCAAGUACAAUUGACAGAAAUUAUUGUGACAAGAUAAAUAUUUGGAAACAAAGGUGCUGUUUUAAUAAUGGAAAAAAUGAUAGUGGGGUUUUUAGUUACUUUUAUAACAUCUCAUUUAUGUGUCAAACCUUAAAUCAUUGGUGUCCAAUCCUGCUACUGGAGAGCCACUGUAUUG
Sinocyclocheilus rhinocerous is the source of this 2222-nucleotide messenger RNA. RefSeq names its product lymphocyte-specific protein 1-like. The transcript has 14 exons. Lineage: Eukaryota; Metazoa; Chordata; Actinopteri; Cypriniformes; Cyprinidae. The record is from RefSeq and is a predicted model, not a curated record. Gene Ontology annotation, biological process: muscle contraction. The coding region runs from base 207 to 1820 and encodes 537 amino acids. Gene Ontology annotation, molecular function: calmodulin binding; actin binding; myosin binding.